AUGGCUCAACAUACGCAUGAACCCACCUCACUCUGGUGGCCCGAGGAGCGAAUCAAGUCGACGCUAGAUACCAAGUACAUCGUCAAUCAGCUACAACCUCCGAAUGUGCCGCGGCUGUUCGAUCUCCCCAAAUGGGGUGAGGGUCUAACCAGUGAGACAUACAUGGAAUACAUCCUUCUCAAGGCUGGUCGUCUAUUUCUGAUCCUGAACGAGAUCGGAAUUCCCGACCGCAUUUUCGCCUUGGUUGACGAAUCAUGCGACGAUGACGAUCUGCCUAUCGCCGAGCAGAAUGUUGAUCGCCUGGGCUUAUCACCCGAUGGCAACGAUCCCUCCCUCGAUACAAAGUUCUUCCACACUCAAUGGCGCUUCUCUGUGCGUGGGAUUGGAGAGGGCGAGCAUGUUUCAUAUACCGGCAAUGAAGGUGUUCCGGUGGAGGUAUUGCGCACCAAUGGCAUUCACAAUGAGCUGCAGGGCCGUGAUGAUUCGGUCGACAAGGUGGUUCUCGCUGGGUCUGUAUGCCGAGUAUUCAUGCGAACACAAGUCCAAGUCGGCGGUGCACCACACUUCUUUUCUGCCGACGAAGUCCUAGCGGAAAUCCGAGCUCUCCGAAAGCUCGCCCAUGAGCAUGUGAUGUCAAUAUACGCCUCGUACUUUGUCGACGACAGCGUCAGUGUGCUCUUCACAGGCGCUGAAACAGAUCGCACCCUACAUAGCUUCCUCACUGAUGAGCCGCCGGCUUUCAAGCGGCUUCCCAAGGAACAACGUCGUCAAACCCUAAUUACCUGGCCACACUGCCUAGUGUCCGGAUUAUCCUGGCUGCAUGCCCAUGGUCACUUCCACGGUGCCAUCCGACCCUCGAACGUCCUAGUCGAUCCCAACUUCCAGAUCUGUCUGGGCCAAUUCCACGUCCUAGACUCACUACUCGCGCCACCCCGAGUUAAUGACCUCGAAAGCUACCACUACGCCGCCCCAGAGCGCUGGGUUCGCACCGCAGCACCAGUCCACCAAGUCCAAGCCCCAAGCCGCACCAUCCUUCCAUCAGGAGGCCGCACAGGCCGAAGAAAGAAGACAACAAAGCUACCUCUAUCAACCUUAGACGAAUCCUCACCCGACAUCGAACGCCCCUCUUCCGUCACCUCCGCCACGUCCGCCGCUUCAAAAGGCACAGUAAUCCGAAUCGGUCUCCCAGGCUCCCCAUCCCGCUUCUCAUUCGCCUUCUCAUCCUCCUCCUCAUCAUCGGCCUCCUCAGCAGCAUCCCUCCACGCACAAGAAAGCCCUAAGCUCGCCCGCCUCUGGAACAAAAGACCCAAAGGCCUAAUCCCAACCCCCUCAAUAACAUCAUCAACAUCAAGCUCCUCCCACUCCUCCGGCGCCUCAAUUCACUCCUCAACAACAUCCUCGACCUCCAACACCUCCUUGACAAAUUGGCAAUCCAUCCAAACCAACCCCGCAGCCUCAGACCUCUUCUCCCUCGCCGCAAUAAUCCUCGACAUAAUAACACAUCUAUGCAAACGCUCCCUCUCCUCCUUCGCCUCCCACCGCGCCGCCAGAAACCGCAGCGCAGGCCGCGGCGGCGGAAUGGCCGAUGCCUCCUUCCAUCUACCCCGGAACUCAAUCCAAGUCCAGUCCUGGGUCGCACUACUAGAAGGCGAUGCACUAAAACGCUGCCGUCGAGAUCGGGGAAGUGAUCGCGUCUUCUGGGCUGUACCACGGAUGCUUAUUGUCUUACGGGCGAUGCUUGCUCCGGAGCCGGAUAAGAGACCGACGGCUAGACGGGUACAGAAGAGUCUUGCGGCUGCUAUACGGGAGAUCCCUGUCACUAAGGGCGUGGGUGGUGGAGAUGCGGUUGAAUUGCAUUGUGGUUCUGUUGAGAAGGCGGAGAAGAUGCAGAGGAAAGAGGAGGAACGAGCUGCGGAGUUUGUGAGGGAGGAGGAGAGGAGGAUUAGGGAGAAGAAGUCUAAGAUGUCUAUUUUGGAUUCUUCGUCUGUUUCGAACUCUGAUUUUGAUUUCGGGUUCGAGGGAAGUGAUAGUGAGGUGCAUGAGCGGUGUGAGGUUGAGACUGAGCCAUCUUUGUUGGAGGUGGAUGAGGAUGAUCUUGCAUCGAUGGUGGAUUUGGAUCGCAUUUCUCCGCAGCUGGCGUUGCCGGAUCUGGAUGUUCAUUUAACUGGCAUUGAAAGGUUGACUAUUCAUGCAUAG
This is a messenger RNA of Penicillium odoratum, 2196 nucleotides long. RefSeq names its product protein kinase domain-containing protein. The transcript has a single exon. Bases 1 to 2196 code for a protein of 731 amino acids. Gene Ontology annotation, molecular function: ATP binding; protein serine/threonine kinase activity. NCBI's taxonomy places the organism in Eukaryota, Fungi, Ascomycota, Eurotiomycetes, Eurotiales, Aspergillaceae. The record is from RefSeq and is a predicted model, not a curated record. Gene Ontology annotation, cellular component: nucleus. Gene Ontology annotation, biological process: protein phosphorylation; mitotic DNA damage checkpoint signaling.